Messenger RNA from Menidia menidia (Atlantic silverside), 2157 nucleotides. The record is from the annotation of a GenBank genome assembly. Lineage: Eukaryota; Metazoa; Chordata; Actinopteri; Atheriniformes; Atherinopsidae.
AUGGAGACCCCACAGAAGGACACGGAAGCCCCAGAGGCCACAGCCCAGGACGAGGACACUCCACAGGGCCCACAGCCAGAAGAGAGGGACGAGACCACAGCUUCAGCCCCACAGACGCGCUUGUCCCUCACCAUGCAGUCCUACAUUCUUCUUCUCUCCACUUUCCUCCUGUCUAUCCUCCCCGGCUGUUUCUCUCAGAGCGAGCUGGACCUGGUUGUCCAGACCCGUACCGGUCGAGUUCAGGGUAUCCGCCAGCAGCUUCCAGACCGCAGCCACAUCACCGCCUUCCUGGGCAUCCCCUUCGCCGAGCCGCCGCUGGGCAAGCGCCGCUUCCGUCCUGCUGAGCCCAAGCGCCCCUGGACGGGGGUGUUCGAAGCCAACGCCUACCCCAACGCCUGUUACCAGUAUGUGGACACGUCCCUGCCCGGGUUCCAGGGCGCUGAGAUGUGGAAUCCCAACACAGAGAUGAGCGAGGACUGCCUGUACCUGAAUGUGUGGGUGCCGUCCUCGCCCAAACCCCACAACCUGACGGUUAUGGUGUGGAUCUAUGGUGGAGGGUACUACAGUGGCUGCUCCUCGCUGGAUGUGUAUGACGGUCGCUACCUAGCUCACACUGAGACAGUCAUCGUUGUGUCCAUGAACUACCGGAUCGGGGCCUUUGGCUUCCUGGCUCUGCACGGCACCUCUGAGGCUCCUGGGAAUGUGGGUCUGCUUGACCAGAGAAUGGCCCUACAGUGGGUGCAAGAUAACAUCCAUUUCUUCGGUGGAAACCCAAAACAGGUGACUAUCUUUGGAGAGAGUGCUGGUGGUGCUUCAGUAGGAUUCCACCUGCUAUCUCCAGACAGCAGGCCCACUUUUACAAGGGCCAUUCUCCAGAGCGGGGUCCCCAACGGCCCCUGGGCCACAGUCAGUCCUGCCGAGGCCCGCAGACGGGCCACCCUGCUGGCUAAGCUGGUGGGCUGUAAUGGAGGAAACGACACUGAACUGGUGGACUGCCUGCGGGGGAAACCACCACAGGAGCUGAUCGACCAGGAGUGGCAGGUGUUGCCGUGGUCGGCUCUGUUCCGGUUCUCAUUCGUUCCUGUAGUGGAUGGGGAAUUUCUGCCUGACACCCCCGAGGCUAUGCUCAACUCGGGCAACUUUAAGGACACUCAGAUCCUGCUCGGGGUCAACCAGGACGAGGGCUCCUACUUCCUGCUGUACGGAGCACCUGGCUUCAGCAAGGACAAUGAGAGCCUCAUCUCCAGAGACGACUUCCUGGAAGGUGUCAAGCUGAGUGUGCCGCAUGCCAAUGACAUUGGCCUGGAGGCGGUGGUGCUGCAGUACACAGACUGGAUGGAUGAGAACAACGGGGUGAAAAAUCGGGACGCCAUGGAUGAUAUUGUGGGGGACCACAAUGUCAUUUGCCCGCUGGCCCAUUUCGCCCGCUCUUACGCCCAGCGCCAUGCUCUCAAGGCCAACGUGGGCGGGGCUGGCUUCAGCCCGAUGAACAGUGCUGGGAACUCACAGGGAGGAGUGUACCUCUACCUGUUUGACCAUCGGGCCUCCAAUUUAGCCUGGCCAGAGUGGAUGGGUGUGAUCCAUGGCUAUGAAAUCGAGUUCGUCUUUGGUUUGCCUCUGGAAAAGCGCCUUAAUUACACCCUGGAAGAAGAGAAACUGAGUCGCCGCAUGAUGAGAUAUUGGGCCAACUUUGCACGGACAGGCAAUCCCAACGAGGGGCUGCCGGACAGAGGCCGGCGCUGGCCCGUCUUCACGGUCAGCGAGCAGAAACACGUGGGCCUCAACACGGAACCGCUGAAGAUCCACAAGGGUCUGCGCAACCAGAUGUGCGCUUUCUGGAACCGCUUCCUCCCCCGCCUGCUCAACAUCACCGGUAAACACUGCCCCCCCCCCCCUCUCCUCCAGUCCCGGGCCCGGGCCCUGGUCACCACGCUGACCGGGCCUGUCUGUGGGGAGCAGGUCCCACUCAGAGCUCAUCCAGACACAGGUCAAAGGUCUCUGCUAACUAGCCUGAUUUGUCUCUGCUCCUCCUCAGACAACAUCGAUGAGGCGGAGCGCCAGUGGAAGGUGGAGUUCCACCGCUGGUCCUCCUACAUGAUGCACUGGAAGAGCCAGUUUGACCACUACAGCAAGCAGGAGCGCUGCUCUGACCUCUGA